AUGCCUUCUUCUCCGAUCGCCUCCUUUGUUUUCUCAGUCCUCUUUAUCGUUUUGCUGAGCUCAAUCCCCAUCCAAACCCAAGCCAACAAGCCUCACGUCAUCAAUUUCCGAUCCCCAAAUCUCUACCCAGAAGGCAUAGCAUACGACCCCUCCGCCCAGCACUUCAUCGUCGGCGCCCAACACCACCGCACCAUCUAUUCUGUUUCCGACGCCGGCGUCGUCGACCUUCUCGUCUCCGACACCGACCUCCCAGAAAACGUCACCUUCCUCGGCCUCGCCGUCGACACCGUCAACAACCGCCUCCUCGCCGCCGUCCAAGCCAUGGAGCCACUCCCUCCCUUCAGCGCCCUCGCCGCCUACGACCUCCGCACGCGCCGCCGCCUCUUCCUCACGCCCCUCCCCUCAGCCGACGGCGACACCUCCCGCCAGAUCGCCAACGGCGUCGCCGCGGAUUUCAAGGGCAACGCUUACGUCACCAACGCGGCGGCCAACUUCAUCUGGAAAGUCAACUCCGAAGGAGACGCCUCCAUCUUCUCCAGGUCUCCGCUCUUCUCGGCGUAUCCUGUGGACCCCGAGUCGCCGUUCAGCUUCUGCGGACUCAACGGCAUUGCUUACGUCAGCAAGGGGUAUCUACUGGUGGUGCAGUCCAACACUGGGAAGCUGUUCAAAGUGGACGCGGAGGACGGGACCGCCAGGGAGGUUCUGUUGCCGGAGAACCUGCCUCUGGCAGACGGCAUUGCGAUGCGAAGAAACGGCGACGUCGUGGUGAAUUCUCCGAACAAAAUGUGGUUUCUUAAGAGCCAAGACAACUGGUCAGAGGGUGUGGUGUAUGACAAGACUGAGCUUGAAGUGGAGAGGUUUCCUACCUCAGUGGCCGUGGCGGCAGAGGACAGAGUGUAUGUGAUAUACGGGCAUUUUCUCGAGGGAACGGCGGGGAAUUCGGAGAGGGAGAUGUUUAGUAUAGCGGAGGUGAGGUCGGAGAAGGAGAGCAAGGAAGAGACUGUUUGGAUUUAUGUUUUGGUUGGUUUGGGUUUGGCUUAUUUCAUGGUCUGGAGGUUUCAGAUGCGCCAGCUUGUUGGCAACAUGAACAAAAAGACCAACUAGUUUUUCACAUUUUUGUAGCUUAUUUUUGUAACAAUAAACUUAGUUUUUCUGUUAUGUAAGAUGUGCUUGUUGUCCC
Messenger RNA from Fragaria vesca subsp. vesca, 1180 nucleotides. RefSeq lists its product as uncharacterized. Gene Ontology annotation, cellular component: endoplasmic reticulum. Lineage: Eukaryota; Viridiplantae; Streptophyta; Magnoliopsida; Rosales; Rosaceae. The transcript has a single exon. The record is from RefSeq and is a predicted model, not a curated record. The coding region runs from base 1 to 1104 and encodes 367 amino acids.